This is a messenger RNA of Homalodisca vitripennis (glassy-winged sharpshooter), 1912 nucleotides long. Its product is annotated as arylsulfatase B-like. NCBI's taxonomy places the organism in Eukaryota, Metazoa, Arthropoda, Insecta, Hemiptera, Cicadellidae. The record is from RefSeq and is a predicted model, not a curated record. The transcript has 11 exons. Bases 124 to 1821 code for a protein of 565 amino acids.
CCAGUACCAGUAAGUAGUCGGUGGGGCGAGGCUGCUUGCUGCUGAUAACGUUGUGUAACGUAUCCAAGGUUGUCACGACCCUAACCUCACUUCGUGGCCUGACCGGACUCAGACUGUGGUGACAUGUGGUGUGCUGUGGUUCUGUGGUGCGUGUGCAGUGUGGUGGUGGUGUGCGGCGUCAAAGGCCCACCACACAUCGUUGUUAUCAUGGCAGACGAUAUGGGAUGGAAUGACGUGAGUUUCCACGGCUCUAGCCAGAUCAUGACCCCCAACAUCGACGCCCUGGCCUACCAGGGGGUGGUGCUCAACCGCCAUUACACCAUGCCCACGUGCUCCCCCUCUCGUGCAGCCUUCCUCACCGGCAGAUACUCCGUCCACACGGGGAUUCAAAUUCCGAUCUCGUCGGGGACCGUCAGCGCCCUCUCCCUUAACUUCACACUCCUGCCCCAGCAUCUGAGCCGGCUGGGUUACCGAACCCAUCUAGUAGGCAAGUGGCAUCUGGGAUCUCACCACUCCGACUACUUACCAUUACAGCGAGGAUUUCACUCCCACUUUGGUUUUUACGCCGGAUACCUCAGCUAUUACGACGGUAUCCAUCUUGAAAACGGAGUAGCAGGUAUAGAUGCCUGGAGGAACGGAUCCGGAGCCUGGCAGGAGUUCUCUGGUCACUACCUGACUGAUCUCCUUACUGAGGAGGCAGUUUCUAUAAUUCGGUCUCAUGAGUCCCAGAAGCCACUGUACCUGCAGGUGGCAUUGUCUGCGCCCCACACUGCCAACCCAGGUAACAAAUUCGAGGUGAGCAACUUGUCACAAAAUGAAGGAGAACAUCACUACAUUACCGAUGUCUACCGCAGGCUCUAUGCUGGGAUGGUGCGUGGAGUAGACGAUACAAUUGGGGCUAUUGUGGAAGCUCUGCGGUCUAGCAAAAUGCUGGACAACUCUAUCAUCUUGUUCACCUCAGAUAAUGGAGCACCUACCUUAGACCCUCUCUGGGGCUACCACAACUACGGCUCAAACUGGCCUUUGCGUGGGAUGAAGGUGUCAUGUCAUGAAGGUGGAGUACGAACUGCUGCAGCUCUUUGGAGCCCUCUAGUGAAGGGUAACAGAGUGUAUGAUCAGCUCAUCCACAUUACGGACUGGCUGCCUACGCUUUACUCUGCUGCUGGCGGAGAUGUGGUGGACCUGGGCAAAAUAGAUGGUGUGGAUCAGUGGGGGGCAAUGAUAGGGCAAGGGUGGGCUGGCAAGAGAAUAGAAAUGUUGGUGGAACUCAACCCUAUCAAUGGCAAUGAGGCACUCAUCAAGUGGCCCUGGAAGGUUGUAAGAUACACAAAAGACAGUGUGUUGAACACUUAUGCAGGAGAAAGUGGGCGAGGCACCGAGGUACCCCAGUACUCUGUAGACCAGAUACUGCAGAGCCAAGCAGCACUGGCACUCAAUCUUACCCUCCCAGAGAUGGACCUAUUGGCUCUGCGAUCUCAGGCUUCCAUAGAUUCCAGGUGCACAGAGACAACAGCAAGUGUUAAGCCGUGUGUCCAGGACUACUGCUUGUUCAAUCUUGAAAAGGACCCGUGCGAGAUCAAGGACCUCUCGUCUACAUUUCCGUCCUUGGUGGGGGCACUGACACACGCCCUAGGCGGCUACCGCCAGAUCAUGGUGCCACCAGUGCCCAACACUCAGGACCCUCGGGCUCUUCCUCAAAACUGGCAAAAUUACUGGGCUCCCUGGGCGAAUACAACAGGGACAGGAAUGGCUCCCCCUCGUUCAUCCUUGACUUCUACCCUGGUCAUCUGCCUGUUGUUGCUGCUGCUUCGAUCUUUAUAGUCUUGUCAUCUCUCAAACACUGUAAAAGAUGUCCCUUUACUGUAAAUAAUUUGAUCUAUAUACUUGUAAAUAAAAACAAUUCUAAAAACUG